Messenger RNA from Penicillium cosmopolitanum, 1638 nucleotides. Its product is annotated as E3 ubiquitin-protein ligase MARCH. Gene Ontology annotation, molecular function: zinc ion binding. The coding region runs from base 1 to 1638 and encodes 545 amino acids. The record is from RefSeq and is a predicted model, not a curated record. NCBI's taxonomy places the organism in Eukaryota, Fungi, Ascomycota, Eurotiomycetes, Eurotiales, Aspergillaceae. The transcript is spliced from 5 exons.
AUGCAGUCCAGCUAUGAGUCGGAGAAGCCGGAUGCUGCUGGUCAGCAUCACCCACAGCACCACCCUCAACCAGAGCCAGAGCCGAAGCCAGAGCCAGAGCCAGAGCACCAACAGAGCUAUCCUCCCCGCGUCUGCCGCAUCUGCCUAGAGACUGUUUUGCCAACCUUGCAACCGUCCGAGUUUUUACAAAAGCCUCGCGUCGUAUAUCUCUCCGAGGACCCGGAACUAGGUCGCCUGCUCCGCCCAUGCAAAUGCAAAGGCUCCUCGCGUUAUGUCCACGAGGGCUGUCUGCAAACAUGGCGUCACGCUGACCCCCGGUAUGGUCGUCGCAAUUUCUGGCAGUGUCCCACCUGCGGCUUUCAGUACCGCUUGGAACGAUUGACCUGGGCUCGAUGGAUCAGUAGUACAAGCACGCAGAUCUUCCUGACCAUAACCAUCUUGUUUUUGACCGUUUUCAUCCUUGGUUUUGUUGCUGACCCCAUCAUUGAUUUCUACCUCGGCCCCCUGGAUGAUAUUCCCCUGGACGUUGACAUUGACUUUGACGACGAGAAUGCCUCAUGGCUGGAACAUAUCGUCAAAGGGAUGGCCUCUUUGGGUCUACUCUCAUUCAUUCGGGUCGCUUUCACCAUGUCGCCUUGGUGGGGUGCCCGCAGCAUUGCCGGCGGUCGUUCUACCAAUGGUCGAGAUCGGGUGCGCUCGUUGAACUGGCUUUUCGUUGUGAUGGGAAUCGUCAGCUUCUUAUGGGCUGUCUACAAAGGUGUUCGAUCAUGGACCAAGCGGUCUCUUGAACGCGCCGGCGAACGUGUCAUGGAUGUGCCUCUCCCCGAUGACGAGGAAGAAGAACCUGGCCCAAUGCCCAAUCCAGAGGUCCACCUGGACCCCGACGCAAGCGCCAGCAGCGAUGGCCUGGUACUAGCGAGCAGCAGCAUCGCCAACCUUCCCCGCGGGCCAUUCCGGACUGCCGCUCAAGCGAAGGAGCCCUUCCCUAUUUUCAAGGAGGAAGACAUCGAGGCUCAUACCGCGAUGGAACAAUCGUUGCAGGCAGCUUUUGCGGCGGCUGCCCGAGCAGAAACUCGACGAAGCAUCGUGGAGCUGGUCAUUCAGGCUCCGGCUGUCCUGGAUGAUACUAAGGGCGAGAUCCUGAAUGCUAUGGAAGGCCUGUCAACCCCUCCAUCUCACUCACCAAACCCGGAAGUGCUUCAUGGCGCUGGCAAAUUUGGUCCCGUGACCAUCGAGCUGGACGCCGUUGAGAUCAUAUACGUUAUGCUCCCGUACAUGGAGAGAAUGGCGAUCCGAGUUCAAGAUCUGGUCGAAGCAACAGACUGGGUCGGUGCAAUCCACGCCACUAUUGUCGAGGUCGCAGAGAUGGACACCGUCCUCGCGUCCAUUGACCAAGAGGAGCCGUUCGACCUCAUGAAAUACCAGAUGAUGGCGAACGUUGUAGAGAAUACAGAGUUGUUCGACGUGUUCAUCUUGGAGCCAUUCUCUCACGCUGAGAAGCUCGCCAGACCCGGUAUGACUAGGGAAGUUCGUGCACUCGUCUUCGACCACGUCGAUUCCAUCCGGAAAACGAUGCAGGGCACCAAAUUCACCUACGCCCUCUACCAUGAGAAGCUGGUGACUCUCAAGGAAAUGUAG